GUUCAUGUGUAAUCAUUUCAUCUUCCCUUUUCUCUUGCGAUCAGUUUCACUAUUCAGUUUUAAUGUAAUUUAAAAAAGAAAGGAAUUCCAAGACUGUUCUUCGAAGAUUUCUGAUCUUAUUGCCCUUAUUUUCUCACGAAUUUUAAAUCCAAGAAUUGUCGUCAUAUUUUCAAUAUGUCAAGAAAAUAUGAGACAAAUUUGUCAAGGGAUUUGUUGAAUAGGUGAUUGAUACAUUUAUGACAUGGCAUAUAAAUAAAUGUGAUGUCUAUGAUUGUGAAAAUAAUAAAAUGUAAACAAUGAACAGAAAUAAGUGCUUCGUAUUAUAUUCUUAUGUGUUAAAAUAAUUAAGUUUUGUUCGAGUUAAAAUGUCCAAUUCAGAGGCUGGUGUAGGAUGCAUUAGUGAGGUAACACUUGCGAUUAGCAAAGCAAGAAAAUCUCAGACAGGCACUGUGAGAGUUCUUGAUAGUCCCAACUCUGAUGGAUCUGGUCACUCGAAUACAUUUACUGUGCAACGAUUUAAUUAUACCAAUGAUAACAGUACCAACUCAGGUAUUCUUGAGUCACCCCUUACUAGCGAUGACUUGAGAAUACCUAUUGUUGGUUAUGAGAUCAUGGAGGAGAGAGCUAGAUUUACAGUCUACAAACUUAGAGUUGAAUUGAAAAAUGGUGAUUGUUGGUUUGUAUUUCGAAGGUACACAGACUUUGUUCGACUGUUAGCGCAAUUAAAAAGGCAAAAAGUUCCUAUUGCCCAUUUGGUUUUACCAAGAAAAAAAUGGCUUGGUGAUAAUUUUGCUCCAAGUUUUUUGGAAGAAAGAAUAUGUGGUCUUCAAACAUUUGUUAAUGGUAUAUUGAAUAGUCCACUUCUUAUUGGUGUUUCGUGUGUAAGGGAAUUCUUCUGUUUGGAUGAGCCUCCUGCUUUAUCUGAUACAGCGGAAGAAUCUAGAGCAAUUUUUGAAGCAUUAGAAGAUACAAUAUAUAAUUUGAGACAACAAUUACGAGAACGUGAUGCAGCCCUUGCAUCUGAAAAAGCUCUCUGUAAUGAAUUCCGAAAGAAGCUUCAUCAGAUAUUCAGUGAAAGACAAACCUGUUCAAAAUGUGGUGCAACUCAAUAAUAAUUUUAUAGACUGUACAAAUGUAAGAUCUGCUUGA
This is a messenger RNA of Acromyrmex echinatior (Panamanian leafcutter ant), 1149 nucleotides long. RefSeq names its product sorting nexin 16 (gene Snx16). Gene Ontology annotation, cellular component: early endosome; late endosome. The record is from RefSeq and is a predicted model, not a curated record. Gene Ontology annotation, biological process: protein targeting to lysosome; early endosome to late endosome transport; endosome to lysosome transport. NCBI's taxonomy places the organism in Eukaryota, Metazoa, Arthropoda, Insecta, Hymenoptera, Formicidae. Gene Ontology annotation, molecular function: phosphatidylinositol binding.